CUGGUAUCAACACGAUCGACUGAGAUCAAGGAACUUUCGAAGACAGUACCUGUGAACCACGAACAGUACCGUAUGGCCACCACUGCAUAUCUGUCAUCCCUGUCCUCUGUCUACGCCUCGCGCAACUGGUCGCAAGUCAGGGUGGGAUAACGGUGCCAACAACGGCAACGACAUGCUGCCAUUUCCGGCACAAGCUCAGGCAAACACGACAAUGACCUCCACCAAUCGCGCCGUCGCCAUUCUUUCUGCUGAGUAACCCUUCUUGAGUUCAGCUCGACUACAAGGCCAGAAGCAUUGAGUACAAGGUAAGUUUGUACAUAAAACACUAAGACUCUUAGAGACUUUCAUGGCCGGACCUUACGAUGCGCACCUGUCCAUCACUUCGAGCCUACACUUAUCUCUGAUCCUACCAUGAGAGCCCUGCAUCUGCCCGCCGUCUCUGCCGGGACACAACCCCCGUUCCGCUUCCCAGACCACCCUCCCUCGCCCUCAGACUUACAAUAUACACCCUCGACAUACCCUGAGCCCUCGUCUUCAGAUCCGAACUCCUCAGGCCAGCCAGUCUACCUCAUUCGCGUGCUGACCACCGCCCUAACUCGCGGCGAACUAAGCUGGCAAGAGAUUCUGGACUCCAGCCGCUUCCACCCUUAUGGGUCUGCCAUUCCAGGCCAUGACAUUGUAGGCAUUGUUGAGAAGACAUAUCUUGCCUCAGCAACAACAGCACCGAAGUUCUCACCUGGCGAGAAAGUCUGGGGUCUUCUCGACUUCGACCGAGACGGUGCAGCAUCUUCACUCACCAUUGCAUUCGAGUCGGAGCUCAGCCUUGCACCGCAUCCACCGCCAGGAGUCUCUCUUUCUGGUGCCAAAUGGGACGAAGAGCUCGCCACUCUUCCCCUAUCAGGCCUAACUGCAUACCAAGCACUCUUUACGCACGGAAAUCUCCCCACGACAACUCUUCUUUCCCAGCUCCCCUCAUCACAAUCACAAUCACCAUCACCAUCACCAUCACCACCAUUUAUUGCCCAAAGAGUCCUGAUAACAGGCGCCUCAGGCAGCGUAGGCAUCCCAACGAUCCAACUCGCCAAAGCCGCCGGAUUCCACAUCGUAGCAACAUGCAGUGCCUCGUCACGUCCUUUCGUGGAGGGGAUACUCACCUCCUGUGACCAUCAUAUCAUCGACUACACCGCCACAGAAUACACAUCCAUCCCGUCCACCUUCCAAACCCAGGGUUUCGAACCCGUCGAUCUCGUCGUCGACUGCGUCGGCAGCACCACACUCCAAUCGAUCCUACUACGACCGAGCUCCGUGGUAAGACCGCACGGCAGAAUCAUCACCAUCGUCGCUCCGAUCCACACUUUCGGCCCAGUCCUGUCGGCACAGAUGGGGCAGGCCUGCACCGCCGCAGCAGUUGACGCCGUUGACUUCUUCGUCGUCAAACCUAGGGCGGAAGAUCUCGCUGUUCUAGGAAAUCUCGUUGAGCAGGGUCAACUGCGUGGACAUGUUGACGCCGUUUCUGAUCUUGAUCACGGUCGUGAGGCCAUGGAGCUCGUCGAAAGCCGUGGCCGGCGAGGGGUCGGAAAAGUCGUGCUUAGGGUUGCGGACUCUUGAGUUUGCAGAGGCCAAAAACGAUAUUGUCAUUGACGGAUAUUGGGACUUAAGUUCAAAGCGAAAGUCAUUGAGUCCGUAAGUACCUAGGUAAGGCAGGUGGGUAACAAGUAAGUAAUGUCAUCACAGACACAGACAGGUAUCUGCUUUGGUACCUACUGGACUAGGAGUAUCCAAGUGCAAACAUGCUUCCCAAGGGAAUAUAAUAUGUGGUAUCAUGCAGUGGUUCCGCCUUUGGUUUAUUCCUAUGUUUGCGAGGCGUUGCUUUACGACGUAGGACGAGCGCCGAGACAAUUUGACAAUUUUCGGUUCGAUAGGGACGCGACUACUGUAAGAAGCCUGAUCAAGUAUAUCUGUUGGAGCGUGGGUGAGACGCAAUACCUGACCAUAGCCAUACCAAACUCCUAACCGUGUCCAU
Exophiala dermatitidis NIH/UT8656 is the source of this 2023-nucleotide messenger RNA. Its product is annotated as NADPH2:quinone reductase. Gene Ontology annotation, molecular function: oxidoreductase activity. The coding region runs from base 412 to 1608 and encodes 398 amino acids. The transcript has a single exon. Lineage: Eukaryota; Fungi; Ascomycota; Eurotiomycetes; Chaetothyriales; Herpotrichiellaceae. The record is from RefSeq and is a predicted model, not a curated record.